Messenger RNA from Paramecium sonneborni, 903 nucleotides. The record is from the annotation of a GenBank genome assembly. Lineage: Eukaryota; Ciliophora; Oligohymenophorea; Peniculida; Parameciidae.
AUGUAAAUACGCUAAGUGUUUAUAUUCAUAUUAUUUAUUAUAUUCUUUAAAUAAUUUUUAAUACUGAAAAGGAAUUUUUAAUUUAUUAUUGUUGUUGUCAAAACUCAAAGUAAUUCUUUGUUAUUCCCCAAAGUUAACACAUUUUAGAUUCUAAGAAAUAAUAUGAAUGAAAAAUCUUCAUUAUGUGAUAGUACAUAUGGCAAUCCUUCGAAUUCUCAUAUUUCAGCAUUUUGGAUAUCUAUAAAGUAGAAUACUGCAAUAAUAGUUGAUGAGGAUGAAGAUAAGAAAAAGAAAGAGAAUAGAAUAAAAUAAAAAGGAAUAGUUAUUCUAUGUCUUAUGAUAAGAAUAUAAUUAAAUAAUUAUAAAAAAGAAUACAAUACUAUAGAAGAUGAUAGAAAAUCUAAUCCUAAUGUAUUUUUUAGUUAGAGAGUGAUGGGAGAUGGAUACUUGAAUGGAAUUCCUAAACCUUAUAAUAUUGAUGAAAAAAUAAAGAUUAAGAAAAUUAAUGAAAGAAAAAAUGAGAAACUAAAUAUAGCAGCAAAUAAUAGAAACCUUUUGUUGAUUGAUAAAAAAGUGUAUUUAUAUUGAUUAUAAGACUUUAGAUUAAAUUUGGUGGUUUCAUGCAAGCUUAAGAAUUUAAUUAAUCUUAGGGUUAAUUUAAUCCAGUUGCUUUAGGUUUACCAUUGUCAUAGAAAUCAAAUUGUUAUAAUACAAAUCAAUAAGAAAGAUUGUUAUAAAUAGAGAAUAACGAUAGAUUUCAGACAUAGGGUUAUGAGUAAAUAGGAUAAAAGAAUUAUAAAAUUUUCUGAAGAUUAGGAAGAUAUUCUACCUAGUAGAAUUUAAGAUCAAAAUAUAUUUGAAUUGAUAUUUGGAGAUGAUGAUGAAGAGGAAGAUUAAUAGUGA